AGUAAAAUGGCGGCCAUAGUGUUGAGUAGAUCGUGUUUUUGUAGAUGUUUACGUUUGGAAUCGUUUAGUUUAAUUUAUAGAACUAAAUUCAUUUCUCAGUUUUCGUCGUAUCAUAGAUUAGUUAAUAUAAAACAAUUUAAACGGUCGAAUAGUCUCAUCCCUUUGAGAUCUUUGUCUAGUGAAGUGAAAAAUCAUGUAACUGCCGACUUAUAUUCCAAAGAUGACACUCGCAAGAAAGAUGAUAAUGGGAAAAAAGACUUCUCUAAGAAAGCCAUGAAACUUACAUUUAUCAUAUUUGGUACAAUAUUUACCGGAGUCACCGCAUUCCUUAUAUAUGAAUGGGGUAGUUGUCCAAGCGAGAAGCAUGGAAAUAGAAUAACAGAUGAAUUCUCCGAAAUGCCAAUCUGGAAAGCUUACAUUUUACGUUCUUACAAAGAAUUACUUUAUUAUGAUAAGAUGAUUAAAGAUCCAUCUCGUGAGAAACUACUGCCAGAUCCAUUAACAGAACCAUACUAUCAGCCUCCUUAUACUUUGGUAUUAGAAAUGACUGGUGUUCUUGUUCAUCCAGAUUGGACAUACCAAACUGGAUGGAGGUUUAAAAAACGACCAGGAGUUGAUUUCUUUCUUCAGCAAAUAGGACCACCUCUCUAUGAAGUUGUUGUGUACACUUCUGAACAAGGCUUUACAGCCUUUCCAAUUUUGGAUACUCUAGAUCCAAAUGGGUAUAUCACCUACAGGUUAUUUCGGGAUGCAACUCGUUAUCUUAAUGGACAUCACGUUAAGGAUUUAUCUUGUCUUAAUCGUGAUUUAUCUAAAGUGAUCUUUAUUGAUUGGAAUCAAAAGUCAUUUCAACUUCAACCUGGCAAUGCAUUAAAAAUUAAAAAAUGGUCUGGUGAAGAUGAUGAUCGUAAUUUAGUUGAUCUUGCAAUGUUUUUAAGGACUAUUGCUACAAGUGGUGUUGAAGAUGUUAGAACAGUGUUAGAUUUCUAUAGGCAAUUUGACGAUCCAUUAGAAGCCUUUAAAGAAAACCAAAGAAAGUUACAGGAACAAGAACGACAAAUAAAGCAAUUGCAAGAAGAGAAAAAGUCGUCAUUGACCGGAGCAUGGACAGGACGUUUCUUUAGGAGAUAAGUUUUUAAAUGUAAAAUAUGCAGUACGUUCAGUAUUGUUCAGACACAACUAAUACGAGUUUAGAUGAUAUAUUGUAUAUGUUUCUUUGAAAAUGGAAGAAUUUUAUGUUUUCUUUUUGUAAUAAAACAAGUUCAAAAUUA
Messenger RNA from Centruroides sculpturatus (bark scorpion), 1271 nucleotides. RefSeq names its product mitochondrial import inner membrane translocase subunit TIM50-like. The record is from RefSeq and is a predicted model, not a curated record. NCBI's taxonomy places the organism in Eukaryota, Metazoa, Arthropoda, Arachnida, Scorpiones, Buthidae. The transcript is spliced from 11 exons. Gene Ontology annotation, molecular function: phosphoprotein phosphatase activity. Bases 7 to 1131 code for a protein of 374 amino acids.